This is a messenger RNA of Setaria italica (foxtail millet), 705 nucleotides long. RefSeq names its product nuclear transcription factor Y subunit B-10. Gene Ontology annotation, molecular function: protein heterodimerization activity; RNA polymerase II cis-regulatory region sequence-specific DNA binding; DNA-binding transcription activator activity, RNA polymerase II-specific. Gene Ontology annotation, biological process: regulation of transcription by RNA polymerase II. The coding region runs from base 1 to 705 and encodes 234 amino acids. The transcript has a single exon. Lineage: Eukaryota; Viridiplantae; Streptophyta; Magnoliopsida; Poales; Poaceae. The record is from RefSeq and is a predicted model, not a curated record. Gene Ontology annotation, cellular component: CCAAT-binding factor complex; nucleus.
AUGCCAACGGAGCCCACCGCCGUUGCAAAAGAAGCAGCGGCGACCGAACUGCCGCCUGUGCCCAGCACAGAGCCGCCUGUGAUCCGGGAGCAGGACCGGCUGAUGCCCGUAGCCAACGUGUCCCGCAUCAUGCGCCGCGGGCUCCCUCCCCACGCCAAGAUCUCCGACGACGCCAAGGAGGUGAUCCAGGACUGCGUGUCCGAGUUCAUCAGCUUCGUCACCGGCGAGGCGAACGAGCGGUGCCACACCGAGCACCGCAAGACCGUCACCGCCGAGGACCUCGUGUGGGCCCUGGACCGCCUCGGCUUCGACGACUACGUCGGGCCCCUCAACGCCUUCCUCCAGCGCAUGCGCGAGAUCGAGGGCGGCGGCGACGGCGGCCGCGGCUCCUCCUGGCGCGGCCCGCGCCGCGGGUCGUCCCUGCAGGUCGCGCUCCACAGCGCGCAGACGAUCCGCCCGGCCGUGUACCGCCACCCGGCUUACGCCGUCGGGCCUGUUCCCCGCCCGGUUCCAGGCAGCACCGCGGCGGCGCGCUUCGGCGGCCGGUACCAGAUGCCCAGCGUCGGCGGCCAGCGCUCCAUGGCUCCCUACUACGGAGGAGCGGCGUUCCAGGCCGGGGGAAGCCGCCAUGGGGCAUUCUACGCCGACGAGGCAAGCUCGUCGAACGAGGCGCCGCCGGCGCCACGUGCUGGCUCGCGCCGCUAG